Messenger RNA from Cicer arietinum (chickpea), 1002 nucleotides. RefSeq names its product glutathione S-transferase-like. Gene Ontology annotation, biological process: glutathione metabolic process. NCBI's taxonomy places the organism in Eukaryota, Viridiplantae, Streptophyta, Magnoliopsida, Fabales, Fabaceae. The record is from RefSeq and is a predicted model, not a curated record. Gene Ontology annotation, molecular function: glutathione transferase activity; glutathione binding. Gene Ontology annotation, cellular component: cytoplasm.
CAGGUCCCUGCUAGCCUGUGAUUGUUUAACAUAUCUUCUUUCACGUCAGCUCUUACGCAUUCUUUCCAUUAUUUUACACUAUUUAUUAUGCUUUUCAUUUACUUAUAUAUAGCUUAUAUUUUCAUUUAAUUUAACAAAAUACAAUCUUGUGAUUCUGCUAAUUAUAUCAUGGCAACAAUAAAAGUACACGGAAGCCCCUUCUCAACGGCCACCAUGCGUGUUACCGCAACUCUCUAUGAAAAACAGCUUCAAUUUGACUUUGUUUACAUUAACCUCCAAAAUGGUGAACACAAAAAACAACCCUUCAUAUCACUCAAUCCAUUUGGUCAAGUUCCAGCAUUUGAAGAUGGAGAUUUGAAGCUCUUUGAAUCAAGGGCAAUAACACAAUAUAUAGUUGAUGAGUAUGGUGAUAAAGGGACCAAAUUGAUAAGCAAUGACUCAAAGAAGAAGGCAAUAAUAGGGUUGUGGUCAGAAGUGGAGAGCCAACACUACGAUCAAGUAGCAUCAAAACUUGUUUGGGAAUUAGGGAUAAAGCCUUUAUUUGAAAGUCCUUUGGAUCCAAAAGUUGUGGAAGAGAAUGAAGCCAAGUUGAACACUAUUCUUGAUGUCUAUGAAAAAAGAUUAUCUGAAUCAAAAUAUUUGGGAGGUGAAUGUUUCACCUUGGUGGAUCUGCAUCACCUACCUUCUCUUCAUUACUUGAUGAAAUCACAGAGCAAAGAAUUGUUUGAAUCAAGACCACAUGUUAGUGCUUGGGUGGCUGAUAUCACUGCAAGACCAGCUUGGUCUAAAGUCCUUGCCUUGAUACCUAAUUAAGUCAUUUAUGGAUACAUAUAGUCUUGUUGGGGGUUCUUUGAAACUUAAAGAAUUUUUUGUGUUGUUGUUUCCUAUUUUCAUUUUCAAGUGUGUUUGUAACUGUAAUAAUAAUAACUCUACUGUUUUUGUUUUAUUUUGAUUGGUAAGCAAACUCAAUCAAUUGCAGGCUUUUAAUUUGUGCAAGAAAAA